CUUCCGGAUCUCACGUCUUCCCGUCACGUGAUCAUAAUAAGACCGAGCUCCAGAUUUAGCGCCAAACGGAGGCGCGGUCAUGCGCAGUCGGAACCGGAAGUUCAUGACCGAAUAAAGUUCCAGUUUAUUAUUUGUAGGAGUUUUAAAGAUGUUUUGUGAAAAAGCGAUCGAGUUGAUCCGGGAACUUCAGCGGAUGAGCGACGGACAGCUGCCCGCGUUUAACGAGGACGGGCUGAGGCAGAUUCUGCAGGAGAUGGAGUCUCUGUACGAACAGAACCAGAGCGACGUUAACGAGGCGAAGUCCGACGGUCGAGCGGAGCUGAUCCCUUCUAUCAAAUUGCGUCACUGCUGCCUGCUGAGGAACCAGCGCUGCGUCGCCGCCUACCUGUACGACCGCUUGCUGAGGAUCCGAGCUCUGCGCUGGGAGUACGGCAGCGUGCUGCCCGCCAACGUUCGAUUCCACAUGUGUGCGGAAGAGCUGCAGUGGUUCAGUCAGUAUAAAAAGUCUCUGGCGUCGUUCAUGCGUUCUCUGGGUGCAGACGGUCUGGACAUCACUCAGGACAUGAAGCCUCCGAAGAGUCUCUACAUCGAGGUGAGGUGUUUAAAGGACCACGGAGAGUUUGAAAUCGACGAUGGAACAGUGAUUCUGCUGAAGAAGAACAGUCAGCACUUCCUGCCGCGGUGGAAAUGUGAGCAGCUGAUUCGUCAGGGCGUCCUGGAGCACGUCAUGUCCUGAGGGAGGGGGAGGAGCCAGAGAGCGGCGAGCUGGAGAGUUUAAAUCAGCUGAGUGAUGUUGAUGAAUCGAUACAAAUUAAAACUGUUUUUCUAAA
Scophthalmus maximus (turbot) is the source of this 830-nucleotide messenger RNA. RefSeq names its product GINS complex subunit 1 (Psf1 homolog) (gene gins1). The record is from RefSeq and is a predicted model, not a curated record. Gene Ontology annotation, cellular component: GINS complex. The transcript is spliced from 7 exons. Lineage: Eukaryota; Metazoa; Chordata; Actinopteri; Pleuronectiformes; Scophthalmidae. Gene Ontology annotation, biological process: DNA replication; DNA strand elongation involved in mitotic DNA replication. Bases 149 to 736 code for a protein of 195 amino acids.